AUGGAAAAGGUACGCAAGACGUUCUUCGACCCUUUGGCUACGUCAAAGGGUCGGAUAACGGAAUUACUACAAGCUUUGCCGGUUGGCUCUGCACAUCCUUACAGCCCUGAGGGCAUAUUACUAUGUCGAACCAAGAAUGGUAUCGAAGAGAUUGAUAUCUCGAAUUACAGCCAAGACUACUUUUUCAACUCUGUUGACUUGGGAGAGAUGGGGGAGAUUCUGCUGAGACGGAUGAAGGGUUUCAGAGAACAUCUGGCCGUGUUUGAUGACUUUCAGAUCAUGCAGGCUCCAGCAGCUACCUUCAAGAUCCCCGUGGUUUCAGGUCAGAUUACCAUCCUCGCGGUAUCAGAACGAACUCCUACGUAUUACGACUUCUGCUUUGCCGAUAACGAAUGUAACACCUGUUGUUGGCUCGAACGAACGACUUUUUCUGGAAUCAAGCAUAGCGGUGAUCUUCUCAACCAGCAGGAUCUUCUGGACUAUGUGAGGAUAGACAAUGAUACCCUGACGGAAAAGCCUAUCUGCGUCUUUAUCUCCGGAUACACGAAGACACGGAUCACGAGGUUCUUAGGAACGCACCCAGCCCUGAUGGUUGCGGACCAUGUUGACAAGAUUCUCUACAUCAUCCCCGUUCCUUUGGACAAGGCGACUAUUGGGGAUGCCACUAUCUGCUGUCCUCUGGUCAUCAAGCGUGAUGAGGAUUCUAUCAUCUGCUCUAUCCUUCCCAAGGCGACAACUGAUAGGAACAUGAUGUGUGACAGUAGGAAGCUCAUCAGCCCUUGCUUUCCUGAAGCUAUCAAUAGCGCUGACUUCACCUUAACUGAAACGCUGCCUGCUAUAGCUGCGGAGGACAAGAAGGUUGAGAAAAGUGAUGAGGUGGAAAGUGAGGUACAGGUUUCUGACAAGAGACAUGCCAUCUUGACCACCAACCCUUCAAAUCUUCCCUCUUUCCUGGCUUCUUCUGACGCCCAAGUUAUUCGCUUCAGCACCGGUAUCGAAUUUAUGUCUUCAGAUUCCAACAGCACGUCACAGGACAAUGCAGCUGUUGUUCUUCCCUGCAUCUUUGGGUCUCAGCUUCAAGGUCCAAUGCUUCUCUCCACCGGCAGCGCUCCAUCCAAUGUUCCUUUCAAGGAUGAGAAGGCUCUUUGCGCUUAUUACGAACAACUGGAGAGUAUUGCCGUGGUAGUCGAUGAGCGCAUGACCGAUAACGCGCGAAACUUGGCUUCCGGUCUUCGGAUGAAUACCUUGUUCAUCGUGCAGAUCAAGACCAGGGAGAAGCAUGAGACCGAAGAACAAGUCUCGGCUGUGUUGAGUUCGGCGAAUAUUAACGCUGUUACGGCACUUGCAGGACCUCAGUCUUUGAUUGUGGGCAAUAUCGGUGACAAGUUUUACUUCUAUCGGGGUUUAGCGAAUCACAAGAUCUUGGACACGACCAAGUUGAACUUUGGAGCAGAUAUCACCGAUGCCAUCACCUCGAACAGCGUGGAAUCGCUAUUGGCUCCAAAUAUUCCCCGACUUGUGAAUCUCAGUGAUGACAACACUAUUUAUCUCCCCUACUCAGCCCAGGUCGUUCGUCCUCAAGACUUGGCCGGUAUAUUUGAGGGUCUCAGCAUCGCCGAGAUCAACACCAUGCACGACGACAUCACCGCCGCAGUUCCCCAACUCCAGACCCUCCUGAGCCAAAAGGACCUCCAGCAACUCUCCAAGACUUUGGUUGACACGCUCUCUGCCAAGAUCGACAAGAAGAUGGCCCCUCUUCGAAGCGAGUACAUAGCCUUCAUCGCCGCCAAUCUCCGCACUGAUGAUCAAGCCAUUCUCAACAAGAAGAACAAGAUGCUCGGAGAUAUGAGAAAGGCUAACAAGGAAGUUCAGACUGUUCUUGAGCCUGUGAUUACUAGUCUCGCGAAUAUGAUCUCUGUUCAGACGACGUCGAAGAGAACGCAUGAUAUGAAGAGACUUAUGAGACAGGCACAGAUCCAGAAUAAUGUUGAGGCGACCAAGUCGAUGACUUUUGAGAGCUUGACGACAGUGCCUUAUAAGGAGAUGCUGGCGAAGUUGAAGGGCACUACCAUUGACGCCAAGCCCUGCUGUGCACUUGACGAUCGAAUUCUGCAUCUUGACGGCUUCGACGCUGGUAUCAUCAUGGAGCAAUCCCAAAGCCAACACGCCGGCCCUCUCGUCAGCCAAGCCGGUCCUAACCAUCCUAUCCUCGCACUUCCCUACCUCAGCCAGCAGCGCGGCGUCGGCUCCAUGCUAGCAUGGGUCUGCUGGGAUGAGUUCGUAAAUCUCAAGAGUCCAUACAGUAUUCGCUGGAUGGAGAAGUGUAACGAAUCACACAUUGCCGCGCUGAGAAUCAUGAUGAGAGAUACACUGAGUCAGGCUGUCGCUUCGCGGGAGUAUAACUUUGAAGCGGGAAGUCCUGAGAUCGGCCAUUUGAUGAGUUCGUUGCUUAUGGCGGCUAUGUCGAAGCUUGCUGCGAUGAGGACCAGUGCUCCUGUUGUGUUGGAUACGGCGGAGGAUACGGUUACGAGAUUGAUGAGAGGUCUCUUCGGGAACCUGAUGACGAUUGCGGGUUCGGGUGUGAGGCCUUUGAGUAUGGUCUGGCAGCUCUUUGGGCUGAAUCCUCAGUAUGAUGUUCCCACCACGGACGCCGAUUGGGUUUGGUACGAGAACGUCGUCGAGCUGUAUCCCUACACUGGCUGGCCUUUGAACACGUUCAACGGCAAUCUGCUCAAGCUUCUUGACAAGAUCAUCGUGCGGGUCAUCACCAAGAACGAGAACGUCGCGGAGAUCAAGCAGAGUAAGGCCUAUGAUAUGGUGCAGUACUGCAAGCUGCGAAACAUCCAGCUUGAGCACUGCCGUACCAUCACCACCGUCUUUGAACGAAUGCUCACCACGGAUGGUAUGGAUAUUGCAGCCAUCGCGGGACGGCUCCAGGAAAAUGUUCCCAGUGAGCUUGAGAAGCAGACCAAGGGCUACACGAGAAUGAUGCGAUAUCUCGGCCAUCUUGCUAGAGGCGGCGCGAGGCGUCCUACAGAUGAUCUCGUCUACGGCAACGUGUACACCAAGCGCUCAGCUGCUUUCAAGGAUCUCAAGAUCGCAGUCGCACUAGCAUGCCAAGACAAGGACUGGGAUGCCGCAAAGGAAAACUGCCAGGCUGUUAUUGACUUGCAUACAGAGAUUGCUGCCAAGUGGCAGAUUCAGCCAGACCAGCUAAAGGUGCAGAACAUCCACUACUACCGCGAACUCCUCGACGCAGAUGUCUCCGAAGAUGCCGAGCAAGAAGUCAAGAACCGCACGAGAAAGAUCGUCGGACGCAUCAUGGACGACGCGGAGAAGAGGCGAAUCCCAUGGCAAGUCGGCAACGACGCAGCCAAGAAUAACAUCGAACCUCUUGACGAGCAGUUACUAGAGCAAGUCCUCACCGGAACACGACCUGAAGCUGAGACCAAGGCUGUAGUCCAAGUUGUCAAGGAGGAAAUCGUUGAAGAAGAGAGCUUUUCAACAUACAGGAGUUCUUUGGCGCCUGCAUUUGUUUCGACGAUGGAGAAGGCCCUCUCAGCAGAGGAUGUCUGCGCGAUAACCAAGAUUCCUGAGUCUGCGAUGAGAGUGUUCAUCAAGGCGCUUAACCCUGAGUUUGAGUGGGAUGAUUUGGCGCAGCAGUUCAAGAUUGUGAUAUUGAGUUUGUUGCGGGAGCGGUCGGGGCGGGUUGAGAGCAGACCUGCUGCCAGAAUGUUGAGACUACGAUGA
Messenger RNA from Fusarium fujikuroi IMI 58289, 3750 nucleotides. RefSeq lists its product as uncharacterized. The transcript is spliced from 5 exons. NCBI's taxonomy places the organism in Eukaryota, Fungi, Ascomycota, Sordariomycetes, Hypocreales, Nectriaceae. The record is from RefSeq and is a predicted model, not a curated record. Bases 1 to 3750 code for a protein of 1249 amino acids.